Purpureocillium takamizusanense is the source of this 1055-nucleotide messenger RNA. It is a transcript of the gene ade5, whose product is annotated as Phosphoribosylglycinamide formyltransferase 1. The record is from RefSeq and is a predicted model, not a curated record. Bases 149 to 820 code for a protein of 223 amino acids. Gene Ontology annotation, cellular component: cytoplasm. Lineage: Eukaryota; Fungi; Ascomycota; Sordariomycetes; Hypocreales; Ophiocordycipitaceae. Gene Ontology annotation, biological process: 'de novo' IMP biosynthetic process. The transcript has 2 exons. Gene Ontology annotation, molecular function: phosphoribosylglycinamide formyltransferase activity.
CCCAAUUCUAGUGGGGCACCAGCGCAGACUUCAGUGAAAGAAAGCUUCAUUCAAGUGAGAUGUUUACCAUCAGGCUCGCGCAAAAACGCUUCACCAGCAGCCCGCUCACAUAGCAAACAUACCGCACGCACGCGCAGCCGCCUUCGCCAUGGCAGCCCCGUGCCAGAUCCUCGUCAUGGCCAGCGGCAACGGGUCCAACUUCCAGGCCCUGCUCGACGCCGUCGCCACCGGCCGCAUCCUCAACUCGUGCAUCUGCCGUCUCAUCGUCAACCGGAGCAAGGCCUACGCCACGACCCGCGCCGACACCCACGGCGUGCCCUGGGAGUACUUCAAUCUCAUCUCGCACGGCUUCCAGCAAAAGGGCGAGCGCGACCCGGAGCGGCUGCAGCACGCCCGCGACGAGUACGACGCCGCCCUGGCUGAAAAGGUGCUGGCGCUCGAGACGCGGCCGCAGCUCAUCGUCUUGGCCGGGUGGAUGUACAUAUUCGGCGAGCGGUUCCUUGACCCCAUCAGCGCCGCAGGCAUCAAGGUCAUUAAUUUGCACCCGGCGCUGCCAGGCAAAUAUGACGGCGCUCAUGCCAUUGAGCGGGCAUUCGAGGACUUCAAGGCGGGAAAACUGGAAAACAACAAGACGGGCAUCAUGGUGCACAAUGUUAUCAAGCAGGUCGACCAGGGCGAGGCCAUCUUAACCAGGGAGGUCGAGUGCCUACCUGGUGACGACUUGGCGGCGCUCGAGGAGCGGAUACAUUCCCACGAGCACGCUUUGAUUGUGGAAGCCACAGCAAAGCUUGUAGGCGAGAUCCUGGCACAAAAGCAAUAGCGGACGGGUAUCAUGGAGUUAUGAUUUAAAACAAGGCGCGGCAGGAAGCCGCUAAGUACUCGGCACGAUGGGAUGAAGAUUUGCUUUGGCAUUCGGACGACCCGCCGCCGGCCAAGUUCGGGCUCUUCUACGAGCAACGAAGACAUGUUCGGGUCCAGUCAUCUUCUGUGCGCCGGCAGCACCCUAACUAUUCCAGAUAGAUGUGGAAUGAUAUCCCCCGAAUCUAUAUCCUGCC